Molecule: messenger RNA, 1046 nt
Organism: Phaeodactylum tricornutum CCAP 1055/1
Lineage: Eukaryota; Bacillariophyta; Bacillariophyceae; Surirellales; Neidiaceae
Exons: 1
Coding region: 27-1046 (339 amino acids)
Biological process (GO): negative regulation of translation; negative regulation of ribosome biogenesis
Molecular function (GO): ribosomal large subunit binding
Source: RefSeq, a predicted model, not a curated record
CACGACCUCACUUGGGGCUGGAAGCCAUGGCAACCCGACGGGUUUUUACUGCCAAUGGGCCAAAAAUCUUGAAGACAAGUAUUGCAUCGCAACGUGUUUCUCAGUGGUACAUACGGAACAGCUUCUUUUCGACUGGAAAUCAAAGAAACGAUUCCAAAUUCGACGAAUGGAUUCCACCUGAACAACCCCUAUCAGGAGACAAGGGUCAAUCCCAUCUGUACGUGACGCCACGGAUGGAGCAAGACGAUGAAGAUGUUGAUGAAGAAGAGGCUCUUCGUCGGUUGGAAGUAGCUCUGCAAAAGCUAGACGAGGAAGAGGCACGAUCGAAACAAGAACAUCACGCUUCUGAUGGCACUGGAGCAAAGGGUGAAGAGACUGUUGAUUGGUUGCAAACCCGAAGGUCUGUUCUUGGCGAUGACGGAUUCGAUAUGGUCAAGCCAUCGGAAGCAGCUUUGAAGAUUCAGCAAGCGUCGGAUAUAGCUGUCAAAGAAUUCACUCUGUUCACAAAGGAUGAAAUUGCUGCGUGUUUGAAAGCACUAGGUGGUCGAGAUAUUAUCGUCGUUCUAGACGAUCCUAAGAAAAAACGAUUUGGCGGUGCUGUUAUUGGAAUGAUCAUCGUCACCGGAACAAGUACUGUCCAAUUGCGCAAACUCGCCGAUGCCCUUGUUCGCCAGUUGCGUCGGCGCAAGCUGCAAGAGCGUGGUGUCGUAGGAGCGCAACUCGGAGCCGAAUGCUCGGACGAUCCCAACGAAGGGUGGGUCGUCGUUGACUGCCACAACUAUAUCGUUCACCUACAGGACGAAAGAAUGCGUCGAGCACUUAAAUUAGAGGCUUUGUGGACUGGUCGAGAUCGUUUGUACGAUCUCAACAUAGCGGACGAGGAUGAGGUUGACAAAUAUGUAGCUGAAAACCCUGUGCCGGAAGGCUACGAGAGGACUGUCUUCGACUGGGAUACUAGACUCCGAGAACUACAGAAAAAUCGAUGGGUGUCGCCCAAUAAGCCGCUUGUUCCAAAGAAGCGGACAAGAAAAACACGAAAACGAUAG